This is a messenger RNA of Hyposmocoma kahamanoa, 2710 nucleotides long. It is a transcript of the gene kuz, whose product is annotated as disintegrin and metalloproteinase domain-containing protein 10. NCBI's taxonomy places the organism in Eukaryota, Metazoa, Arthropoda, Insecta, Lepidoptera, Cosmopterigidae. Bases 278 to 2710 code for a protein of 810 amino acids. Gene Ontology annotation, cellular component: plasma membrane. Gene Ontology annotation, biological process: Notch signaling pathway; membrane protein ectodomain proteolysis. The record is from RefSeq and is a predicted model, not a curated record. Gene Ontology annotation, molecular function: metalloendopeptidase activity. The transcript has 14 exons.
CAGGACUUAGAUUGGUCCGCCCUUAUGACGGAAACAAUUUUGUUGUUAUUUAUUGUUUCCAACACAAGUUUCGACUACUUUGUAAAUGGCAUUGUUAGUGUUUAAUUAGUUGUGUACAGUGUGCCGAGAUUAGGAUUUAAUGUAAUGUAAAUAAAAAAUAUUUAGUGAACGCGCGCAUGCGAUUCUGUCAAAAACAGACAAAGGUUUUGUGUGAUGUGAAAAUCAGCUGGAUGUGCAAUGACUUCGUGAUAUUAGAAGUGUGUUUUUGGAAGCGACAAUGUUUAGUGAAAUUGGAUAUAUUGCCUUUCUGCUGCUCGCCUUGCCGUACAUCGAAAGUGCACACCGGCGUCGCCUGGACCACUACGUGGAACACUACGAGCCGCUGGACUAUGACGCGGACGAGGUACACCUACAGCACAUGCGGUACAAACGCUCACUGGACGGCGAUAACUUGCGAUUCAGCUUUCGCGCGCACGGCAAGCAUUUUAAGCUGCGCUUGCGACGAGACCUGUCAGCUUUUAGCGAGGAUUUCAAGGUUGAAGGCUCAAAAGGAGAACUCCAUGACGUCGACACGUCGCGCAUAUACCACGGCGAUCUGGCCGAUGAUUCACAAUCUGCAGUAUUCGGUUCGGUGACGGACGGUGUGUUCGAGGGGAAGAUAAUAGCGCACGACGGGUCCUAUUACGUGGAACACGCACGGCGGUACUUCCCUCCGAACGGCACCAGGACGCGGGUCCAUUCCGUCAUCUACCGUGAGAGUGAUGUCACUGAUCCCUAUACGCAUAAGAGGCAUGGUCCAGUAGGAGGCUGUGGGAUCACAGACGAAGUGGAGCAGUGGAUGGAGCGCAUCCAGAACUCUGGCAUAGAAGAAGAUGUGACGUCACCAGUGCCUUCUCUCGCCCCGUCGUCUGCUCAUCACUCACCGCCACACCCUAAUAGUCUUAGAGAUGAUCCGCCCAGAUAUUGGGAGCACCAUAACAAAUACUCGCGCGCAGCAAACACGGGUGAACAUUCGCGGUCGCGCCGAGCGGCUCGCGACGACAGUAACCGCAACACCUGCUCGCUCUACAUACAAACUGACCCGCUGCUCUGGCGACAUGUUAGAGAGGGUUUCUCCGAUCACCGGGACAUGUCGAAGAAAGCCGAAGUGGACAUGAAGACGCGUGAGGAGAUUCUCUCACUGAUCUCCCAUCACGUGACGGCCGUCAACUACAUCUACCGCGACACCAGAUUCGAUGGCCGCCGGGUACAUAGGAAUAUCAAAUUUGAAGUGCAGAGGAUUAAGAUCGACGAUGACUCUAUGUGCAACGCGCACCAUUUCGCGAGUGAAACGAACCAGUUCUGUUUAGAAAAUAUCGAUGUCUCCAACUUCCUGAACCUCCACUCGCUUGGCAACCACGAGGACUUCUGUCUAGCCUACGUCUUCACUUACAGGGACUUCACUGGAGGCACUCUUGGAUUGGCUUGGGUAGCAAGUGCAAGCGGCGCGUCAGGCGGUAUCUGCGAAAAGUACAAAACCUACACAGAAACAAUCGGCGGCAUGUACCAGAGCACCAAGAGGUCAUUGAACACGGGCAUCAUCACAUUCGUCAACUACAACAGUCGGGUACCGCCCAAAGUGAGCCAGUUGACGCUGGCGCAUGAGAUUGGACAUAACUUCGGAUCCCCGCACGAUUACCCGUCCGAAUGCCGUCCUGGUGGUCAAAAAGGAAACUACAUAAUGUUCGCAUCGGCAACUUCUGGCGACCGGCCGAACAACAGCAAGUUCUCGGCGUGCUCAGUGGGCAACAUAAGUGCUGUUCUCGAUGCAGUGCGCGACGGGCCUAAGCGGAAUUGCCUCAACGCCUCGGCUGACGCGUUCUGCGGGAACAAGAUCGUUGAAGUUGGCGAGGAGUGUGAUUGUGGUUAUGACGAGAUCGAGUGCCGAGAUUCUUGCUGCUACCCACGGCAAGUGAGCCCUACCGAUCGCGACAUGAACGCCACGGCCAAGGGCUGCGCUAGAAGAGCUAACACUCAGUGCAGUCCAUCGCAAGGCCCGUGCUGCCACGCGCGCACAUGCCAAUUCGUCUCCGAGUUCCGCAACCAGACGUGUCGUGAGGCCACUGAGUGCAGCCACGCCUCCUUCUGCUCUGGGCGGUCCGCCGAGUGUCCUGAGCCGAGACACAUGGCGAAUCUAACCAAAUGCAAUAACGGAACGCAACUAUGCUUGGGCGGAGAAUGCCGCGGCUCGAUGUGUCUCGCGUGGAACAUGAAGGAGUGCUUCCUGUCGUCCGCACCGCAGCAGCGCGGCGACGGCGUCACCGCCGUGGUGGACCGUCGUGCUCUCUGCCAGCUGGCCUGCCAGACGGGGCCGGAGCCCUCUUCCUGCCAAAGCACCGCUGAUUUCGCGCUGCAGUUUGGUCUUCCCCCUGGUGGAAUUAGUUUGCGGCCAGGAUCGCCUUGUGAUAACUUCCAGGGCUACUGUGACGUAUUCCUGAAGUGCCGCGCAGUGGACGCGGAAGGUCCGCUGGUGCGUCUGAAGAACCUGCUGCUGAACCGCGCGACGCUGCAGUCGGUGCAAGCGUGGGUCACCGAGAAGUGGUGGGCGGUGCUGGUGGGCGGCGUGGCCCUCAUCGUGGCCAUGGGCGCCUUCGUCAAGUGCUGUGCGGUGCACACGCCAUCUUCGAACCCGAAACGAGCACCUGCCAGGUCACACAUGUUUCAUUUAUAA